Molecule: messenger RNA, 285 nt
Organism: Microthlaspi erraticum
Lineage: Eukaryota; Viridiplantae; Streptophyta; Magnoliopsida; Brassicales; Brassicaceae
Source: the annotation of a GenBank genome assembly
AUGAACAAGAAGACGUAUGAGAAGUGGAAGAUGAGGCUGGAUAUGAUGAAAGAGAAGAAGAAGAUGAAGGUGAUGAUGAAGAAUGAGAAGAAAAAUAUUAAGAAAGAGAAGAGGAAGAUGAAAAGGACGGUUGGCGUAGGAGGCUUGGCGAGUGAGAAGAGAACCACAAUUAUGGAUCUUCCCGAUGAAACUUCGAGGGAAGAUUUAAAUUCUCAGAAGGAUACGAGAACCAGUGGAUCUGUGGCAUAUGACAAUUGUGAGCAAGCGCUGGAAUUUAAUCCUUAG